UCCUUAUUAUUUCAUUGUUAUAAACAUGUCCUAACAUUUUUUUCGUUUUGUCUUCCGACUGCUGAAGUAUACAUUUAACAUAUAUCAAAGAAGAUCUAUCCUCUAGAAAAAAAUGUAUAUACACAUAAGUUAUCGACCGUAAUCAUUGAGCUCGCAAGUUUCGUAUAAGUGUAAAACUUGUUAAAUAGUGGUAUGAUAUGGUUGAGCUGUUCAGUAACUUUAUGUCCAUGUCCAUAUUGUCCAUGUGCAUGUAUAUAUGUACGAACGUACACGUACAUAUGUAUAAUCGUGCGCUGGAUGUAUGGUAUUUAUGUAACGUAACGUAUGCCUGUCAUGUGUAUAGAGGAACGCACAGUAUAGUCUCAUGAUACAUAAGUAAAUCGAUCGAUUGGACAGGUUUAAUUUCCUCAGAAGGAUUAAUAGGACAUGCCCCUAAUUACAAGAAAGAACAAAAAAAAUUCACUACGCUGACGUACAAAAAGGAGGAAUUUGAAUUUAAUGGAUUUUGAUUCGUGUGUUAUACAUUGUGGGUGAAAUGUAUAAUCUUUGCUAGCACAGAAUAGCAAAUGGAAGAUUUUAAAGUGAAAGAUGAACCGAUGGAUGUAUUAAACAUAGACAGUCAGGUUAUGGUAAACGUUUUCUAUGAAACAGCAGCACCAUACAAUAGAAUGCUUCUACAAGGACUCUAACUUAAACCCUUACUUUAAGGACGAAAACAUUGUAAGCGUUGUACUUAAGGAAGAACCAGGCGAUAGAUUUGAUCCAGACUACAUGGAGGACAUCUGUUCUGGGACUUUCGAGAAGGUAUUUUUACCUAUCGAAAAUAACGAAGUUGACUUCUCUAAUGAAAUGGUAAAACUUGAACUGGAUGGAGAAUCGAGUAGCCAUCAGAAUUGGACAGCGCAAAUCACGAGUGCAAAUUUAUGCGACAAAGACGAUGGCGCUAUGCAAAGGUGCUUAACGAACGCAAACUUCAUUCAAGCUCAUGAUGCCGAGAAACACUCCGGGUUCUGCCCGAACGGACAACAACCGAAAUUUUAUAAGAUACAAUGCGCGAUUUGUAAAAAAUGGUUCUUGAACAAUGACUCUAUGGUCACUCAUUUGAGACUGCACUGUAGCGGAAAUCAGUGCGAGGUUUGUCAACAACAUUUUCAGGACAAUUCGAGUCUACAUGCUCACAUGCUAACUCACGUUGGUAUGAGUCCACUGGAGUGCAAUGUUUGUCAAAAACGAUUCGCUUACAAAUGGUGUUUGCGUAGUCAUAUGCAGAUGCACGUGCUAGAAAAACCAUAUGACGAUGCGUUACAACAAGCAUUCAUGAAGAGACCGGAUUCUGAACAUGAUCAGUCAAUGACCACGGAAGACCACAGAAUAUUCGAGUGCGAUGUCUGUCACGCGACAUUUAAAGAAAAAUCUAGUCUGAAUCGGCAUGUGCUUACUCACACAGAAGAAAGGCCGUACAAAUGCGAUGUAUGUUUUGCAGCAUUUAGGGAAAAAGCGAAGUUGAACAUGCAUAUGACGUUGCAUGGAGGAAAUAAACAGUUCAAAUGUACAAUGUGUCAUAGAUCGUUCAUGCAGAAAACGGCGUUAAACAAUCACAUGCUGGCGCACAGCGGCGAGAAACCACACGCCUGUAACAUUUGUGAAAAAACGUAUAAACGGAAAUCGGAAUUGAUAAGGCAUACGAUGGUUCACACUGGCGAAAGACCGUACGAAUGCAAGGAGUGUCUAAUGACGUUUCGAGAAAAGGCGAAGUUGAACUCGCAUAUGCUGGUGCAUACAGGCGAGAAACCGCACGAAUGUCAUAUAUGUCAUAAGGCGUGCGCCCGGAAAUCCGACCUUAACAGUCACAUGUUAUUGCACACCGGUGGUCAAUACGAUUGUAAAGUUUGCGAUAAAAUAUUCACACGCAAAUCGGAUCUAAAUCGGCACACCUUGAUACACACGGGCGAGAAGCCGUUCGCGUGUGAACUCUGCGAAAUGGCCUUUAGAGAGAAGACUAGACUAAAUUCCCAUAUGCUUAUACAUACCGGUGACAAACGGCAUGCUUGUCAUAUUUGUCAAAAGACGUUCAAGGAAAAAUCUUCGCUACGGAAGCAUAUGUUAAGUCACACUGGUGACAGACCGUACGAAUGUUACGUUUGUCAUAAAGCAUUUACUCAGAAAACGACAUUAAAUAGUCAUAUAUUGGUGCACGCCGGGGAACGACCGUACGAGUGUAGCGCGUGUCAGAAAAUAUUUAAAGAUAAGCCUACGUUGAAGAAACACCUAUCCAUGCACAUAAAUGAAAAAACUCACGAAUGCCUGAUAUGUUUAAAAAAAUUUGCCCACAAAGCUGCAUUAAAUAGUCAUUUAUCAUCGAAUCAUACAUGUUAAUACGAGGGAUCUAGUCUAUUAUAUAUAUCUCGGCUUUUAGUUACUUUUUAUCAAGCACUAUUCGUCUAUAGCUGCGUAAACAUCUGUGUACAUCCGUUCUAUAUGCUCACUGGUCCAUUCGAUCGCAUUCUUUUAUGUAUUUUACGUAUAAUAAAUUAAUUUGUAAUUAAGUAA
Messenger RNA from Ceratina calcarata, 2550 nucleotides. Its product is annotated as gastrula zinc finger protein XlCGF57.1. Gene Ontology annotation, cellular component: nucleus. Lineage: Eukaryota; Metazoa; Arthropoda; Insecta; Hymenoptera; Apidae. Gene Ontology annotation, molecular function: RNA polymerase II cis-regulatory region sequence-specific DNA binding; DNA-binding transcription activator activity, RNA polymerase II-specific. Gene Ontology annotation, biological process: regulation of transcription by RNA polymerase II. Bases 643 to 2376 code for a protein of 577 amino acids. The record is from RefSeq and is a predicted model, not a curated record. The transcript has 3 exons.